AGGCGCCGAUUGGUCCCGCCCCGCCCACCGGCGCUGACGCCAUUGGCUGGGGAGAACGCUCGUCAUACAAAGCGCUGGGCGGGGCUUGGACCAGCCUUAAAGGGGCCGCUGCGGGGGGAGUGGCCGCGGGAGCGGGGCGGGGGUCGCGGCACUGGGGGCGGGGGGGUGGGUGUCCCCGGGAUGCCCCGGGGAUGGCGGCGGGGGUGUCCUGGCCCUCUCCCUCCGCCACUCGCCACUACUUCCGGCUCGGCGCCGUGACGCAGGGGCACGCUGGCGCCGCGGGGUUGCGCUCGACGUGACCCGGCACCCGGAAGCGAGGUGCGGCCGCCGGUGCCGCCGCCGUUCCCGUCAUGUGAAGCGGCGGGACCGGCUCCCCCAGGCCGCGAUGGAGCCCACGGCCUCGCAGGUGUUCUGCGGGCGGGUGCUGGGCAUGGUCAACGCCGAGGACGUCAACGCCAUCAUCCUGGCCCAGAAGAACAUGUUGGAUCGGUUUGAGAAGACCAACGAGAUGCUGCUCAACUUCAACAACCUGUCCAGCGUCCGCAUGCAGCAGAUGAGCGAGCGCUUCCUCCACCACACCAAGACGCUGGUGGAGAUGAAGAAGGAUCUGGACGGCAUCUUCCGGAGGAUCCGGACGCUGAAGGGGAAGCUGGCGAAGCAGUACCCGGAUGCCUUCAGCAACAUCCACGAAUCUCCCAUCCUGGAGGACGACGAUGACUUCGACCCCAUCCCGAAGAGCACCACAACCACCAUCGCUACCUCGGAGCAGAGCACGGAGUCCUGCGACACCAGCCCCGACGUCAUCUCCCCCACCACGAGCCAGGAUUUUGAGGAUUUAUCCCAAGGCCAGUACGAUUUACCGGCCGUGAACGGACAGAGUCUCACAGACGAGGACACGGCCAAUGGCCUGGACUAGGCUGCGGGUCCUGCGCCCUGGAGAACUUUCUAUGCUGUGUUUAUAGCAGUGUCUCUCUUUUUUUGGGAAGAGGGGAGCGAAGGCGGGUGACGGAGGGUGUCACCCCGCCUCCAACCCACCGCCGUAGUGUAACCCUGUGCCUCACGUCGGGGUAGAGCAGUAAAACGUGGCUUUCAAACGC
Messenger RNA from Strigops habroptila (Kakapo), 1097 nucleotides. It is a transcript of the gene KXD1, whose product is annotated as KxDL motif containing 1. NCBI's taxonomy places the organism in Eukaryota, Metazoa, Chordata, Aves, Psittaciformes, Psittacidae. Gene Ontology annotation, biological process: lysosome localization. The transcript is spliced from 5 exons. The coding region runs from base 386 to 916 and encodes 176 amino acids. The record is from RefSeq and is a predicted model, not a curated record. Gene Ontology annotation, cellular component: BORC complex.